Molecule: messenger RNA, 1968 nt
Organism: Dermacentor silvarum
Lineage: Eukaryota; Metazoa; Arthropoda; Arachnida; Ixodida; Ixodidae
Product: endothelin-converting enzyme 1
Exons: 1
Coding region: 1-1968 (655 amino acids)
Biological process (GO): protein processing
Cellular component (GO): plasma membrane
Molecular function (GO): metalloendopeptidase activity
Source: RefSeq, a predicted model, not a curated record
AUGAUUCUGAUCACCGCGUUGGCGUUGGUUGUGGCGAUCUUGCUCUGCAUCCUUCUCGUCAAGAUAUACUGGAAGAGCGCUACGGCGGUGAAGAACCAGUGCACAACGCAAGCCUGCGUCUCCUAUUCCAGCCUUCUGCUCGCUUCCAUCAACCAGUCCGUCGACCCGUGCGAGAGCUUCACGCGCUUCGUGUGCGACGGCUGGAAGCAGAAGCAGUCGCUCAGCGUGCGAGAGACCCACUUCGUCGACGUCCUGGAUAAAGUGCGCCUGUCGGCGCUUUCCGCGGCCAUCCCGGCCACGCGACAGGACGACGUACAGCGGGCACUGGCGCUUUUCCUGAGCUGCGACGACGUCGGACAGGGCAAAAGUAACCAGCUUCUCGUCGUCAAGGAAGCCCUACUCGACGCGGGCAUCGUCUGGCCGGAAAAGCCUAGCGACGUCGACUUAGUGUACACGCUGCUAUACUGUUCCCUGGCGCUGGGAUGGGGUACCGUGCUCGACUUUGUCGUUGUUUCAUCGCCGAGCGGAAACACACUCGUCGUUAAGGCAGGCAGCUCGCUUCCAUUUGUCAUGGACAAAACCCGCAGUUUCAAGUCCAGUGUAGCGAAAUUUACUUACUUCCACACACUGGCGAGCGCCUUUCAUCUACGACACGAACGGACAGGAACUGUCGACUACGACACCACGACCGCCGUAGAAAUCGAAGCGCUGGAAAAGCUCGCCGCAUACUAUUCUGCUUACGUAGUACGCGACAUCACUCCGUCGUCAGUGCAAGACAUUGUUAACUCGACACACGCGCCCGUCCCCGACAGCCGCUGGACGGACUGCCUGGCCAGACUUCAGCCGAAACUUCUCGACAGCGUCAACGUCACAACUUUAGUCACAACCACCACUCCGCGCUACCUGGCGGCAGUGUUGGAACUUUGGGCGGAGCUGGGAGAAGACACGUUGCACUUUUUCGUCUCCUGGUGCACGGUGCAGGUGGCCGCUCUGUACGCCAACUAUGAGCUCAUAGAGAACUACUAUGACAAGAGCUCCAGCGAAGCUCGGGCCUAUCACGGAGCUUUUUGCCUCAGCCUCGUCAUGUCUCUGUCCGGUCCCCAGACGUUGUUUUCCAGUGAAGGCGUCGGGGACAUCUAUCAGAGCGACGCCGGCGUGCACGCCCGAGCGAUUACUUCGUUAGUUCGCGAAGCGUUCCGACGCCGGCUUUCCAACUGGACGCACUUCAACCCAAACGUCACGGUCAUCUCCGAAUGGACAUCACUGGCGGCGGUGUUUCGCUACGUCACCGUUUCUGCCAACGACACUGUAGUGGUACCACUUGGCCAGCAGCCGGACAUGACGACCGAAUCGUUCGUACGUAACUGGCAGAAGGUGGCGCAGCAGUGGAGCGACUCGGCAGGCUUAGCAGCCGCCACGCUUUACCCUGUGAGCAAGCUCCGCUACUACCUAACCUCGCCCGAACCCCGGGACUUCCAGUUCCUGCCCUAUGCUUUGUCGUUCCCCUUGCUCCAAGCCGACUUGACGGAUGCCCUCAACUACGGCGGUCUCGGGGCCAUGGUCAGCCGCGCACUUGGUGGGCUUCUAAUCGACGCUUACGCGGCUGACCCGGAAUCGGCAACGCCGGUCGACAUCCGUCUAGAUUGCCUGCGCGGGGACCAAUUCGUCGAAUGGGCGAGCGACGACCCGGGCAUUGCCUUUGGGCCGGAGGCUUUCGGAUUGGGUGCGUUGGUGGAGGCGUACACAAGUGUGGCCGCAUCUGGUCGGCCACUCGCGGGGCUGGAAGCGUACAGCGCAAUGCAGCUGCUCUUCAUCGCCCUAUGCUACAACAAGUGCGAGGGCACGUCGAAACGACACGACGAGUCCUUGUGCAACGUGCCCCUGAGACACCUGCCAGCGUUCGCGGAGGCCUUCCAGUGUAAGCCGCACACGCAAAUGAACCCCUUGCGCCGCUGCCAUUUUAUAUGA